Puma concolor (puma) is the source of this 1605-nucleotide messenger RNA. The record is from RefSeq and is a predicted model, not a curated record. Lineage: Eukaryota; Metazoa; Chordata; Mammalia; Carnivora; Felidae.
AUGGACGAGAUGGCUGCCACUCAGAUUUCCAAAGAUGAGCUUGAUGAACUGAAAGAGGCCUUUGCAAAAGUUGAUCUCAACAGCAAUGGAUUCAUCUGUGACUAUGAACUUCAUGAACUUUUCAAGGAAGCCAAUAUGCCAUUACCGGGAUACAAAGUGAGAGAAAUAAUUCAAAAACUCAUGCUGGAUGGUGACAGGAAUAAAGAUGGGAAGAUAAGUUUCGAUGAAUUUGUUUAUAUUUUCCAAGAGGUAAAAAGCAGUGAUAUUGCCAAAACCUUCCGCAAAGCGAUCAACAGGAAAGAAGGGAUUUGUGCUCUGGGAGGCACUUCAGAGCUUUCCAGUGAAGGAACACAGCAUUCUUACUCAGAGGAAGAAAAAUACGCUUUUGUUAACUGGAUAAACAAAGCUUUGGAAAAUGAUCCCGAUUGCAGACACGUUAUACCAAUGAACCCAAACACCGACGACCUGUUCAAAGCUGUUGGUGACGGAAUUGUGCUUUGGGCCAUCAACAAGAAGAACCACGCCUCUUCAUCAUUCAGGGUGCGGCUGGUCUUCCUGUUCUCUUCAGGAAACUGCCAUGUGAGACCUCCAUUUGUAGACCAUGACUUCAACUCCUUUAAUAAGACAAACACCACGGUGAAGGUGGCUAGCAGCGAGAGGAAUUAUAUUUGUUCAAAUAUAGCCUUGGCCGCCUUACUUCGAGACGGGGAGACUUUGGAGGAGCUCAUGAAACUGUCUCCAGAAGAGCUUCUGCUUAGAUGGGCCAACUUUCAUUUGGAAAACUCGGGCUGGCAAAAAAUCAACAACUUUAGUGCUGACAUCAAGCUUAUUGACUUCAGUAAUUCAGUGAAGGAUUCCAAAGCCUAUUUCCAUCUUCUCAAUCAAAUUGCACCAAAAGGACAAAAAGAAGGGGAACCACGGAUAGAUAUUAACAUGUCGGGUUUCAAUGAAACAGAUGAUUUGAAGAGAGCAGAGAGUAUGCUUCAACAAGCAGACAAGUUAGGUUGCAGACAGUUUGUUACCCCUGCUGAUGUUGUCAGUGGAAACCCCAAACUGAACUUGGCCUUUGUGGCUAACCUGUUCAAUAAAUACCCAGCACUAACGAAGCCAGAGAACCAGGAUAUUGACUGGACUCUAUUGGAAGGAGAAACUCGUGAAGAAAGAACCUUCCGUAACUGGAUGAACUCUCUCGGUGUUAAUCCCCAUGUAAACCAUCUCUAUGCAUAUACCCUCAAUGUUCUGGAAGACCUUGGAGACGGGCAGAAAGCUAAUGAUGACAUCAUCGUAAGCUGGGUGAACAGAACAUUGAGUGAAGCUGGAAAAUCAACUUCCAUUCAGAGUUUUAAGGACAAGACGAUCAGCUCCAGCUUGGCGGUUGUGGAUUUAAUUGAUGCCAUCCAGCCGGGCUGCAUAAACUAUGACCUUGUUAAGAGUGGCAAUCUGACAGAAGAUGACAAGCAUAAUAACGCCAAGUACGCGGUGUCCAUGGCUAGAAGAAUUGGAGCCCGGGUGUAUGCUCUCCCCGAAGACCUUGUGGAAGUAAAGCCCAAGAUGGUCAUGACCGUGUUUGCAUGCUUGAUGGGCAGGGGAAUGAAGAGAGUGUAA